This is a messenger RNA of Carassius auratus (goldfish), 1895 nucleotides long. RefSeq lists its product as uncharacterized. The transcript has 5 exons. Lineage: Eukaryota; Metazoa; Chordata; Actinopteri; Cypriniformes; Cyprinidae. The record is from RefSeq and is a predicted model, not a curated record. The coding region runs from base 139 to 1701 and encodes 520 amino acids.
CGCCACAGCAGUUCAGAGGGUUUGAAGGGGAGUGCAGGGGUUGUGUGAAGAGUUCAGUACACCCCUUCAGAGCCCACCAACAACUUAGCAGUGUCUUCAAACAUUUCUGCUUGAACAGGACUCAACUAUUCAAGAAAAAUGGCCAGACUUACUGUAAUGUUCCGUGCAAUGGCUCUUGCAGCUGUCUUUAUGCCAGACUUUCUGGUUGCUGGUCCUGUAGGACGCAGUGAAGAAAAGGAUGAGGGCGCUGCUGAGGUGAAGACAGACAGCAUGUCAUCGCUGAAAAAGCUGGUCCGUAGCAGGAGGAAUGUUGCCUACUACAGGAGUCAACCUGAUUUUUGGGGCUGGUAUAAAUACUUCAUGCAGACCAACAACCAGGAAGGAAUUGAGGACAUGGAUCGCAUGUACCGUGUUUACCUACAGAACAAGCACAGAGUAGAAGAGGGACGCUCCUACAACCAUUACCUCACUCACCUGAGCGAAAUUUACAAAGCCUGUGCCAACUCUGAUGACCCAGACUGCAUUGCAGAAUCCACCAGCAAACCCAAAGCCAAGAUGGUCAUGCCUGUUCCCGUGAGGCAAGCUACUGUGACAGUGUGCAACCCUUACCUCGACCCCUACUGUCUCUAUGCUGUUAGACCAAAAGCUGCAGAAGAAGAGCCUUCUCCUGCCCCAGAAAAGCUCCCUGCUCCGAUUUUUUCCCCUCUACUACCUCUGCCUCUGAAAACCCCACCAGCUUACUACUACGCUCCGGUCUUAGAGCCCUUCUUGUCAGCUGAGCAGAGGGCAGAACUGUUGCGUAUAUGCAAUCCUUCAGACACAGAGUGUUUGCAGUACCACCUGCGCUCUGCUUAUGGCUACAGACCCUCGCUCGGUCCUCUGCCCUCCUAUGCUCACCUUGGAUGUGAUCCUACCAAAGAUCCUUACUGCCAGCCCAAACUGGUGGCCAGAUCGCCUUCAGGUUUGUAUCACCUGUACCCUACCUGUAACCCUGCCACUGACCCCCUUUGCGCCACCAAUGUAGUUGCACCUGCAGCCCAAACCAGUGGGAAUGCAGACGCCCCCAAAGAGCAGUUUUGCAACCCUUUGUUUGAUGAGGGCUGCAACCCCCUUACAGCUGCCAAACUAGCUGCACUAAAUAAGCCGGUCUUGGAAUACGCUCCAAGAGAUGAGCCUGCACCUGUCAACCUGGCGUGCGACCCUCGCUACGAUCCGUAUUGUCUGAUGGGUGGAGACGCUGCUUUCAGAAAACCCCCUCCGGUUCUCCCUGAGUUCCAGACCCGUCACCAACUGGGCAUCCGUGGAAAGACCAAAGAAGGUUAUGACUGCUACGUGUUUUAUGACAAGGACUGCACCCCAGUAGAGAACCAGGAAUUGAGGGCAAGUGCUGCCAGUUCUACACCAGAUUGCCACCCGUACGACCCCAACUGUGGUAAGUUUGCCCCUCAGCCAUCCACUGGAGCUGAUGCAGCCAAGAGAGUUAAAGACGGCAUCAUUGAGCCCCAUCCAGACUGUGACCCAGAAAUCGAUUACAACUGCCGUCUGCGCCGAGCAGAAUCCGCAAGUCAAGAACACAAAUAUGAGCCGGCCCAGCAAGAACAAGUUCAUGGCAACCCUCUCCCUGAACACGUGGCACCUGGGUAUCCAGUUCCACUAUUCAGGGACUUCCUGAGAGGGUAUAUUGGUGGCUACAAGAAAUGAGAAGAAAAAACUGGAUGAGAACUUGCAUAUUCAAUCAUGUUUAUUUACAUGUAGCACAAGUUUAGGCUUUUGCGAGAGAAGAAAUUCAGGAUCCUCCAGGAGUAGUUUUUGCAUUGAUGUUUUAGUAACUCUAGAGUUGUCUAAGGUCUUAAUUCUGUCUGAAAUGUCAUUUUGGGAAACAAAUCCAUACAUUU